Molecule: messenger RNA, 3900 nt
Organism: Lytechinus pictus (painted urchin)
Lineage: Eukaryota; Metazoa; Echinodermata; Echinoidea; Temnopleuroida; Toxopneustidae
Product: acylamino-acid-releasing enzyme-like
Exons: 21
Coding region: 502-2661 (719 amino acids)
Biological process (GO): proteolysis
Molecular function (GO): serine-type endopeptidase activity
Source: RefSeq, a predicted model, not a curated record
ACCCUUCCCUCGACUUUCAAGAGCGAAAGAAUAACCUUAAAUGAAGGAAAGUUAACUGCAAUCAAUUCAGUGGAUUCAGAAAAUGGAAGUUCUAGUAUAAAACGUUGGAGUGUAACUGGUUGUACAUAUAUAGAUUCAGUUACAAUAUGAGGGACAGACACGACCCCAAAAGUCACGUUUUGGGCUUGCCUUUCUUCCCCCUUUUCUUAUCUUUUCUCCUUGUUUUCACUAGCCACAGCAAAAUCGUAGGCGUGAGCCCCUUUAUGCGGCGCCGGAUUGUAACGUUUGUCAUUGUUCACCGCGUCCAGAUUUGACGCUUGGUUGUACAAUUGCGUAUACAUGAAACGAUUCAAUACGAAAUCAAUGCCAUUCACUGAAUUUCUUUAUAGCUUUCUAUUGUACUUCAACUGUGUCUUAUUCUAGCAGCUAUUCUGAAGAAAAAAACCCAUGCAGUCUCAAUAACAUAACCAUUCAAGUUACUCUCCGUCUUCACUUGAAACGAUGGAUUUUCCAUCUGUUGAGAGGGCAGUGAAUGUGUACAGAGAAUGUGCUAGUGCUCCUACUCUCUCAUCUGCUUCCAUACAAAAGACUGGAGAUUGUUUAGUUAGUGUACAUUCAACAUGGAGUCAGAGAGAUUUGGAAAGAGAAACUACAGUCAAGUUUAGAAAGACACAUAUUGUGACCAUAGACAGCAAAGGACAAGUAGGAAACGUCUUUGAUCCAGCGACCAGCACUGAACUUAAUUCCGAGCAACGGGUUCGAUCGUCACCAUCUGGAAAACUAAAGGCUGUGUUGAGGAAAGUCAAGGAUAGGAAAGGAGAUGAAAUACAAUACUUAGAGGUGUGGAACGAUAUUGGAAAGAUUCAUAACAACAAUUUGACUGCUCUUGGUAAACAUGGCAACGUGUAUGAUGAUGAUGAAUUUGGAUGUUUGGAGUGGUCUCGAAGUGAAUCUCAGCUAUUGUAUGUGGCAGAGAAGAAGCAACCAAAAUCUGCCUCCUAUUUUGACAAGUCCAUUGAUAUGAGCUCGGAUGAGUGUUCUGAAGAGGAUUCUAAAACCAGGGAUACAGCAAUAAAGGGAGACCAGUUUCUCUACCGCCAAGAUUGGGGUGAGAUGUUAGUUGGAAAGCAUUCUCCAGUUCCUUGCAUCUUGAACCUUCAGACUGGUCAAGUGACCAUGCCAGAGGGUCUGCCCAAGGAUGUCUCUAUCGGUCAAGCAGUCUGGACUCCUGAUGAUAGCGGGAUAGUGUUCGUUGGAUGGGAGAACGAGCCCUAUAGACUAGGAAUGGUCUAUUGUGCAAAUAGAAGGAGUUCCAUUUAUCAUCUGGAUCUGUCAAGUAAAAUCUGCAAUGCCGUCAGCGCCACAGACGAGUCUGUUAGGUCACCAAGUUUUAGCCCAGAUGGUUCUAAACUGAUAUAUCUUCAAAAUUCUUGUCAUGGACCUCCCAUGAAAUGUGCCCAAUUAAAAGUGUGUGAGUGGGAGAGUAAGGAGACACAUGUUGCAGUCGAUAUAGUCCAAUGCCCCACAGAAGAAAGUCCCUUUCCUGGUUUAUACAUUGGUCGUUUUCAGCCGCAAUGUUGGUUGGAUAAUACGACUAUUCUUGCCAGUACUCCAUGGAGAAGUAGCCGGGCAAUCAUUUCAAUAAACAUCUGUACAGGGGAAGUUAUAAGACUUACUGACUGCUCAGAAUAUGGGAGUUGGCUUUUCUGUGACAUCAAAGAGAGAAUGAUUCUAGCAUACAGAUCGUCACCAACUAAUUCAGGUCAACUGGUAGUUGGUAUUAUACCUGAGGAGGGUGAUAUUUCAGACAUCAGAUGGACCCCAUUGAACAAACCUAGUCUGACCUUGCCUGACGUAUCAUGGUCUGUUAUUACUCUCAAACCUGAGCCUCAGCAAGGAAGCAAUAUUGAUUUUGAAACCAUCAUCUUGAAACCAACUAGAGAUUCACUCAGACCAGAGAGGAAGCUUCCUCUCUUAGUGAUGCCCCAUGGGGGUCCUCAUUCAAUAUUCUGUGCAGAUUAUCUCAUGUUUGCUGGAGCGUUCUGUCGACUUGGAUUCGUUGUCACUUGUGUCAAUUUCCGAGGUUCAUUAGGUUUUGGACAAGCUUCCAUCUAUUCGAUUCCUGGCCAUUUAGGAACAAAUGACGUACAAGAUGUUCAGACCACAGUGAAAACAGUAAUAAGGCAAGGUCUUGUUGAUUCAGAGAGAAUCGCCAUUUCGGGUGGCUCGCAUGCUGGUUUCAUUGCUACACACAUGAUUGCGCAGUAUCCAGAAAUGUACAAAGUUUGUGUCACAAGGAAUCCAGUCACUGAUAUUGCAGCCAUGCUUGCGGGUACAGAUAUGCCACCUUGGACAAUGACAGAGGUGGGAAUUGACUUUGAUUUCACCAAACCUCCAUCAGCUGAGAUGUAUGCAAAGAUGUUCAACUGUUCUCCGAUGGCUCAUAUUGAUAAGGUGAAAGCUCCAACUCUGAUAAUGCUCGGAUCGGACGACCUUCGUGUUCCACCCCAGCAGGGCAUACGCUACCAUCAAAUGCUCAAAGCACGAGGUGUCAAAACAAAAUUAUUGAUGUGUCAUGGAAACAGUCAUCCCAUUAGCAACGUUGACGCAGAGGCAGAUCGUUUCAUGAACAUGUAUACGUGGAUAACACAGCACCUCUAACACAAUGAUCCUCUAUUAUUGUGACACGGCAUAAGCUCCAGGCGACAUUUGCUCCUGUCUUCAGCAGAGGACUCGGGUUAGAGUUAUAGGAUUGUAAUAGAGUUUUUUUUCUUCACAAAAUAUAUGUAAAGGGAAGGAUUUUGGUUCAUUUAUUUUCGGAGGAUAGGUUUUAUGUUCCAAAUUGGCUUAUAACGUGCAGACUUUCCAUCCGAGCAAUUGUCGCCGGAGCAAAUGUCAUGGAACAUAAUAUCGUGUGUCGUUCAGAAGAUAAAGUACACUCUGGAAUUCACUCCCUUCCUCACGACAGUCUUCUAAAACGCCUUUUAAAACUUAUAUUUUUCUUUCUUAAAUCGUUUAUUUUCAUUAGUGUAACGAUUUUGUAACAAUUAACGUUUCUAAAUAAUUCUAAUUAAUUCAAUAUAUAGCUAGUUUAUUUUGAUUUUACAUAUAAUUGAGAAAUAUUUACAAGUUAUUGACACAUGUCUCAUAUGCCUACACUCUAAAAAAUAUUGGGUAAAAGUGUUCCAUGUGGGUAAUUAUGUAUCCAAACAACAUUGGGCAUUUCUUUUGGGACAUUUUUAUUUAUCCAGUGUGAUGAGAAUUUUGCCCAUUCUAAAGUAAUUGGGUAAAAUGCUGCCCCAAAUUGGUUGGACACAUAUUAUUACACCCUCGUGGUGGUAAAAAUUUUACCCAAUAUUUUUUACAGUGUAUAACUUUGAUUAUUAUUUUUUUUAUGCUGUAUCAGUAAUUUCCACCCUUUAGAUUAUAGUUUGCAAGAAUACUUUGUUUUAUCAUUUUCUUUAUCUGUAAAACGCACAGAGAUGUUUUAUGCGCUUAAUACAUUAAUCUUUAUGAUUAUCAAUAUAGUAUCAUGUUGUUGUUGUAAUAAUGUCUACUUUGAUGCGUCAAUAAGAACAUGCUAUUGUCUAUAUAUUAUAAAAAACGGGGUUUUUCAGUAUGUCUGUAUGAUAUUUACGGUAUAAUAGUCCACGUAAAGAAACAGGAAAUUGUCCAUGAAAUGAAGUUAAAGAUUGAUAGGUAAAAAAUACCUGAUAAGACAAGAACAUUGUCAACAUGAGUUAAAAGGAUAUAUUCCAAAAGUAUACUAGCUCAAGACUGUCUUGUUUUUGGCAUUUUCCAUAUUCUGUUGUUACAUUCACAUUGUUAACCUGAAGGCAAUAAAUUAUAUUCUAUCAUUCUCUAAAUGAAUGACAAUGGAUAUGAUAAAUCAAAUUAAAU